AUGGAGAAGAUUUUGCGCUCGCUGACACCAAAAUAUAAUUAUGUGGUUUGCUCAAUCGAAGAGUCAAAAGAUAUAGAUGCACUAUCUCUUGAUGAAUUUCAAAGUUCUUUACUGGUUCAUGAACAAAAGAUGAACAAAGAUUCUACAGUACAGGAGCAAGCAUUGAAGGCUUCUACUAAUACUCAUUCCAAUAACUAUAGAGGAAGGGGUAGAGGUAGAGGCCGAACAAGAGGAAGAGGAGAUCGUGGAGGCAGAGAUUUCAAAGUCAACACUGAUCAAUUUCAAGGCAAAGACAGAGGUCGAAUCAUGACAAAUCCAAGGUAUAAUGCUAUAGAUGUCACAGAUUUGAUCAUUAUGCAUCAGAUUGUUAUACUAGACUGCCUAAAUGAUAAAGAAAAGGAAGAAAAUGUCAACUUUGUCAAAAAUAAGAAAGUAGAAACUUUGUUAAUGGUUGUCCAAGAUGGAAUAAAACAUGAGUCGAAUAUUUGGUUUAUAGAUACCAGAUUUAGUAACCACAUGUGUGGAAGUAAAUUUUCUUUUUCAUCUCUAAAUGAAAAUUUCCAUUCCACUGUGGCAUUUGGUGAUUGUUCUACUAUUGAAGUAAUGGGGAAAGGUGAUAUCAAGAUUAAAACCAAUAAUGAUUUUGUUGAAACAAUCUCUAAUGUGUUGUAUGUUCCGGACUUGAAAAAUAACUUACUUAGUGCUGAUCAGUUGUAA
Solanum dulcamara is the source of this 717-nucleotide messenger RNA. RefSeq lists its product as uncharacterized. Lineage: Eukaryota; Viridiplantae; Streptophyta; Magnoliopsida; Solanales; Solanaceae. The record is from RefSeq and is a predicted model, not a curated record. The transcript has a single exon. The coding region runs from base 1 to 717 and encodes 238 amino acids.